AAGAUGAGUCGCUUUGCCGGCCUGCUGAUGCUCCUGCUGCUUGGUCUCGCUCAGGCUUACCAGGAUGAAGAAUUCCAAGAGCAAGACGGCGAAGACACGGUCGACAUCUCCGCCACAAUUCUCACCGUCAACAAUGGCAGUGAGGUGCUCCUCCUGGAAGGAGACCUGCUGGUUCCAAAAACCAGGAACGCCAUGAAGUGCUGGUACCAGAGCUGCCUGUGGAAUAGAGGCUCCAACGGUCACGUGACCAUCCCUUACGUGGUGAGCAGGGAGUUCGCAGAAUUGGAGAAGCGGAAGAUCGAGACGGCCAUGAGGUCCUUCCACGGCAGCACCUGCAUCCGCUUCGUGCCCCGGAGCAACGAGUUCGACUACAUCAGCGUGGAGAACAAAGGCGGCUGCUACUCGGCUCUGGGACGGCAGGGCGGCAAGCAGGCGGUGUCCAUCAAACGCGACGGGUGCCUCUACCACGGCAUCAUCCAGCACGAGCUCAACCACGCUCUGGGCUUCUAUCACGAGCAGACCAGGAGCGACCGCGACGGCUACGUGCGGAUCAACUGGGAGAACAUCGACCCGGCGAUGGUCCACAACUUCGACAAGCAGGACACGAACAACCUGAACAGCCCGUACGACUACGCCUCCGUCAUGCACUACGGAAGAACGGCCUUCAGCACCAACGGGAGGGACACCAUCACUCCCAUCCCCGACGCCCGCGUCCAGAUCGGCCAGAGGCAGGGCAUGUCCAACUGGGACAUCAGGAGGAUCAACAUGCUCUACGGCUGUUAA
This is a messenger RNA of Phycodurus eques (leafy seadragon), 783 nucleotides long. RefSeq names its product high choriolytic enzyme 1-like. Gene Ontology annotation, molecular function: zinc ion binding; metalloendopeptidase activity. The transcript has a single exon. Gene Ontology annotation, biological process: proteolysis. Lineage: Eukaryota; Metazoa; Chordata; Actinopteri; Syngnathiformes; Syngnathidae. Bases 4 to 783 code for a protein of 259 amino acids. The record is from RefSeq and is a predicted model, not a curated record.